Molecule: messenger RNA, 991 nt
Organism: Adelges cooleyi (spruce gall adelgid)
Lineage: Eukaryota; Metazoa; Arthropoda; Insecta; Hemiptera; Adelgidae
Exons: 7
Coding region: 85-843 (252 amino acids)
Source: RefSeq, a predicted model, not a curated record
AACACGUAGUAUGAUUAUACAGUCGAUUUAAACAGUAUACUAUAACAGUCGAAUAUUAAACCUAUAUGAUAUAACACUAGUAACAUGAUAAAUAUUAAGAUUAUUCUUUUGCUUAGUCUAACAGCGUAUGUGUGGUGUUCUGGCAAUAAUGAAUCUAACAGAAAUGACAACAUUAAUAGAAAAGGAAAAGGAAAACGCAAUAAUAUAAGCGGCCUACGAAGCGAUUUUCUUUCAGGAUUUAUGGACAACUUUAUGGGUGAUGAUGAAGAUUUUUUUAGGCCUACGCAUCACGGUAAAGGAAAAUCACAAGCUGAGCAAACAUCAGAACAAAAUGCAAGUGGAUCGCACCCAAGUCGGGCCUACGGCAAUAGUCAAGCAUAUGCAGGUGGUGGUUCCAGCUAUAAUAGUAAUUCGCAAGAACCUCAGCCAGGAGUAGAAUGGAAUAAUAUGUUUGAUGACUUUCCAAGAUGGAUGAAAGAUAAAAUACCGCCAACUGUUCCAACGGGAAUGCCAAUGGACUACAAUAGGGAUAGCCAAUCACGAACAUAUGACUACGGUAAUAGAUAUGCAAACCGUGGUAUGCCACCAAGAACCGAUAACGUUAGCGAAAAUAUUAGACGUCCGGGAGGUAGUCGAGAAGGAAGUUCAUCUGUUAACAUUCAGUCAGCUGAUGUUCGUGGUGGUGGGGAAACACGAGGAUACCGGGGUCCUAACGUAGACAUGACCGGUGACAACUUUACUAUUGACGGCAAAAAUGUUACCGGCUCGUCCGUACAAUUUACUAAUGCUGGAGUCUAUGUCGACGGUAAAUUAGAUCCAAAAUAUGGAAAAGGAGCUCAAUGAGGACCAGGAAGAUGAUAUAAAAGAUUAAGAUAAGUUAGCGGUGAAAAAGAAGACCAAAAUUUAAAAAGAUAAUAUAAGAAAUGUCGUUUUUCCAUUAAUAAAAUAUUUGUUAUGACCAUUUAAAAAAUAAAGUAACGCCUCUAUCUGU